AUGUUAUUUCAUAGACUACCUCUUAGUAAAUUUCGUAGGCCUCCUAAAUGGUACAAUAUACUUAAAUCUCAAUUAUGUCAACCACAAACAAAUUUUUUAAACAAUAUAUCAAAUUUACCUCACACCAAUCCAUUCAUUUUCCCUUCCUUAUACACACCUCCAACUGACAUGAGACACAAACCUAUAAUAGCAUCCAUAAUAAACUCUGAUCUCAUAAUAGCCAAGCAUAUAUCAUCUACAUUGUACAGACAUUAUAUAUUGAAUAAUACAAAUACAAAUAUUAAUACAAUUUCACCAUGCACAGGAUGUCAAAGUGAACAAGGCCAAAGCAUGGCAACAAAAGACCAUGGUGUGAUUAAAUAUUGUGAUAUAGCUGUUUCAUAUGGAAAAUCUAAAUCUAGACUCCAAGCAAUUUUUUAUGGAGAGUUGCUCAUAUGGCCAUUUAAUAAAGGCAUCAUGCCACAUGUUAAAAAUGACCAUAUAAAAUUGGGAAAAGUAGGCAAAAACUCAAUAGAUAUGCUAAGAAAAACAUUAGGAAACAAUGACAUUGAAGUCAUUUUAAUGCAAUUUUAUGGCCAGUGA
Entrophospora sp. SA101 is the source of this 582-nucleotide messenger RNA. The record is from the annotation of a GenBank genome assembly. Lineage: Eukaryota; Fungi; Glomeromycota; Glomeromycetes; Entrophosporales; Entrophosporaceae.